Molecule: messenger RNA, 702 nt
Organism: Suillus subaureus
Lineage: Eukaryota; Fungi; Basidiomycota; Agaricomycetes; Boletales; Suillaceae
Product: Osmotin thaumatin-like protein
Exons: 5
Coding region: 1-702 (233 amino acids)
Source: RefSeq, a predicted model, not a curated record
AUGGCCACUCUCUCUGCUUUAGUUCUAGCCGCUAUCGUGACCGUGGCUCAAGCCCAGUCCCUCACCGUCGUCAACUCUUGCACCGAAUCUGUUUUAUUGAAUACAGGCACCAGCUUUGGCACUAUCGACAACAAUGUCAACGUUGCUGCAGGCCAGAGUGCAAACCUAGGCAUCAGCUCCAACUGGGACGGCGCUAUCAACGUCGGUACCGGAUGCAGCAGCGACGGUUCUACCUGUACUACUGGUGGCCCUACCUGGGACGGUAACACUCCCUUCAGUAGAGCCGAAUUCAAUUUUUACGCAAUCCCCGGAAGCGUGACAUAUGAUAUCUCGCUCAUCUAUGGAUAUAACGUUGGAAUGAAGAUUUCCUCCUCUGAUGCGAGCUGCGAUGCCUUUGCUUGCACGAUCUCAUCUGGCUGUCCCGUUCCUGGACCUGGAACAGACACGUGCUACUCUCCGUGCUGCUCCUCUGCGAGCGCGUGCAGCGGUGGCGCCCUUCCUGCUAGUGGAGGAGGCUGCACUAACAACGAGGGCCCUGGCCCCAACAGUGCUUUCUACUAUGACACUUGUUAUAAUGCCUAUGCAUUCCCUGACAAUGACGGCUCGAAUGGCUAUACUCCUGCUGACUAUGUCGUAUAUACUUGCGGCAACACCGAUAUCACUCUUACUCUGUGCCCUGGCACAACUUCUGACUACACCUAG